AUGAGCAAACAGACUCGCACAGACUCAGCAAGGAAUGCCAAUCUCACAAAGGCACUCCUCAAGAAGAAAAUCAAUGACAAGAACAAAGAGAAUGUUAAUGAUUCCGCACCAAUUUGGACACCUAAUAUGUCUGAUGCGUCAAAUGUGCCAUUUCACGCGUUGAACGUGUCAGACAUGCCUGCCACAUCCAUCAGGGCUUUUUGUGACCUGCGGGAAGUGUUGGCCAACCAAUCUGAGCAGCAGUCUCUCCACUUAGACAUGCCAGUGGUUGAGCAAUAUUUGCUGUUGGCUCAAGAAGAGGAGAUGUCCAACUUAGAGGACUUGGAGACUGAAGAGAAAGAGGGUUUUGAUGCCUUGGAUGAUGUGGGAGAAGAGAUACAAGGCUCCAUGCAAGAUAACGAGCUGCGAGAAGGCCAUAGACGUGUUUCACCCACCAUUCUUGCUUGUCAAUCAGCCCUAUUGGAUCUCAUUGAAAUCAUGUUGAUCAAUGGAACCCUCGAAUGUGAACCGAAGCCUCUCAUGUCACAGCACAAGCUCACCAAAAAGCUGCCCAUACAGCCUGACUCCUUUCACCAUGGCAACCUCUCAAUGAACCUUUACGGAAGUUGGAAUGUGUCCCUGCUUGACAAAGGGGACCUUACUGAAGCUAUUCAUAUGCACCUGCAAAGCAUCAGAAAAUAUGUCAGAGCACAGGACAUUGUUCAUUACCUUGCACAACCUGUUGUACAGCAGAAACAUGGCCUGAAGAAGACAAUUUCCCUCGCAACUGCUCAACAAUGGAUGUACAUGAUGGAUUUCCGCUGGACAAAGUCUCCAUCAGGUCAAUAUGUUGAUGGUCACGAACAUGAUGAUGUCAUUGCAUACUGUCAAACAAAAUUCCUGCCAUCAAUUGCAGAACUCUUCAUACACAUGUGUAUGUGGAAGGAUGGUCUUGAAGAAGCUAGCGACGAGCCUCACCCACACACCCAGCAUGUUGUCUUGUGGUUCCAUGAUAAGUCAAUGUUCUAUGUCAAUGACCGUCGCAAAGUUUACUGGGUGCAUGGAAAUGAAACUGCAAAGCCUGGUCCCAAAGGGGAAGGGGCCUCACUGAUGGUCGCAGACUUUGUUUCAGCUGAUUAUGGGUGGCUAUGCUCAAGUUGUGGUGAAGAAUCUGCCAGAAUAUUUUUCCAUGCGGGAAAAUCCCGGGACAGCUACUUCACCAAUGCAUCACUCCUCCGACAUGCUGAAUUGGCCAUGGACAUCCUUACUCAACACUACCUGCAUGACCACCAUGUCCUUAUCUUCAACAAUGCAAGUACCUACUUGAAAUAG
Suillus paluster is the source of this 1311-nucleotide messenger RNA. RefSeq lists its product as uncharacterized. The record is from RefSeq and is a predicted model, not a curated record. Bases 1 to 1311 code for a protein of 436 amino acids. The transcript has 3 exons. Lineage: Eukaryota; Fungi; Basidiomycota; Agaricomycetes; Boletales; Suillaceae.